Molecule: messenger RNA, 4358 nt
Organism: Oncorhynchus masou masou (cherry salmon)
Lineage: Eukaryota; Metazoa; Chordata; Actinopteri; Salmoniformes; Salmonidae
Product: thrombospondin type-1 domain-containing protein 4-like
Exons: 18
Coding region: 25-3057 (1010 amino acids)
Biological process (GO): extracellular matrix organization; proteolysis
Cellular component (GO): extracellular matrix
Molecular function (GO): metalloendopeptidase activity
Source: RefSeq, a predicted model, not a curated record
UGUAGCCCUCAAAAUCUAGGAGAUAUGAGGGAACUUUGUAUCUGGAUUCUGAGAGUUUCCAUGCUUCUGCUGCUGCUCAGGCCAAAUCCCCUGGAUUGCCAGCUCACUACAGACCACAGGAAGGUUCCUCAAAGGGCAGAGCCCCAGCAGCAGGAGGCUGGAGGAGUGCAGGGUGGGGGCCCAGGCUCCUGGGGCUCCUGGGAGCCUUGGUCCUCCUGCUCCCGCUCCUGUGGGGGAGGGGUUCAGGAACAGAACCGACCCUGCCUACCCUCCUACAACCCCUCCAUGGGUGCAGCUGCCUACCCCUUCAGGCCAGGUGGCCACCACCCCAACCAGAACCCAAGCCAUGUAGUGUCUGCCCUAAGACCCAUUGUCCCGCUGCACCGCACCAACCCUGGGAGACCCCCACCCUCCAACAGCAACACCAGCUUGGCCCGCCGAGGCGAGCUGAGGGACCAGCAGAGAGACAGAGAGGCCCAUGCUGGAUACAGUACGGGCAGUGACAGUCCCAUCAUUCCAGGGAAGUAUGGCUAUGGGAGGAUGCCUUAUGUUGUGUCUCUCCAGACAGACAAAGGCCAGACAUCUGGAAUAGAGACCGGGGCUGGCCGCUCCCACAGACAGAGACGCUCCCCGUUCUCUGACCCCAGCCCAUCAGCCACCAGGCACGGAGGCCACAGGCCAAACCCCUACCGUCCGCCCUACAACAACCCCCAUCUCCACAGCUACAGCCCAGUCUAUCACCAGCCCCCAGCCCCCCAACCCAGGUCUAACCCUAACCCAGCCUCCCCUCCCAGGCCCAGGGCUAACUCUAACCCUAAUCCACCCUGGUCCUCCUCACUCUACCAGCCCAGCCAGGGGCACCAACCUAGGCAGGAGCCGCAGCACUCAUCCAGCCAGGCCUCAGCGGAUCAGCAACCCUUUGGACGGCCCUACAACCCACUGCCCACCUCCUGUGUGGGAGAGCACAACCAGUACAAGAUUUGCAACACCGAUGCCUGUCCUCCAGCCAGUAGACACAUCAGAGCGGUGCAGUGUUCUUCCUACAACAGCUAUCCCUUCAUGGGUCGACUGUACGAGUGGGAGCCUUUCAAUGAAGUUUCAGGGGACCAGCGUUGUGAGCUCAACUGUCGUGCAAUCGGUUUCCGCUUCUACGUGCGUCAGUCGGAUAGGGUCAUCGAUGGGACGCCGUGCGGCCAGGACGAGACUUCCAUCUGUGUGGCGGGGAGGUGUCAGAGUCUGGGCUGCGAUGAGUACCUUGGCUCAGGCAAGGUGAUGGACAAGUGUGGGGUGUGUGGCGGGGACAACAUGGCCUGUAAGCUGGUGUCAGGGCUCUUCCAGCAGCACAGCCUGAACAAGGUGGGCUACCACAAGAUAGUGGAGAUCCCAGAGGGAGCCACCAAGAUCAAUGUCACUGAGACGGUGAAGAGCAGGAAUUACCUGGCUCUGAAAAGCCGCUCAGGUCGCUCCAUCAUCAAUGGGAACUGGGCCAUUGACCGGCCAGGGAAGUAUGAGGGGGUGGGCACCAUGUUUACCUACCGACGACCCAAUGAGGUCACCAGCACCGCCGGGGAGUCCUUCCUGGCUGAGGGGCCAACCAAUGAGAUCCUGGAUGUUUAUGUGAUCUUCCAGCAGCCCAACCCAGGAGUGAGCUAUGAAUUCAUCCUUCCCUCUGACAACCCUCCACAGCACCCCAACCACAGACCUGGAGGGAAUACUCUGCAUGGGCAAAGUGGGAUUGACCACCGGGGCAACCCCAACCAGGAGGGGUACGAUCCAGCAGGGGGGAGCAAAUACCCUCCCCAGGUCCCCAACAACCAGGUGCCAGCGGUCCAGCCACCCAAACGUCAGAGAGAAUACAACUGGAAACUGUCUGGGGCAACAGAGUGUAGCGCCUCCUGUGGCAGAGGUAGCAGGUACACCAUCUUCCGCUGUGUCCACAGACUGAGCCAUGAGCAGGUACCAGGGAACCAGUGUGACAGCAGCACCAGGCCCAGUUCACAGGAAGAGCCCUGCAACCUUCAGUCCUGCCCUGCCUUUUGGGACAUUGGUGAGUGGUCGGAGUGCAGUAAGACAUGUGGCCUGGGUAUGCAGCACCGCCAGGUCUUGUGCAGGCAGGUGUAUGCCAACCGGACCCUUAACGUCCACACCAGCCGCUGCCACCACCUGGAGCAGCCCGAGACCACCAGCACCUGCCAGCUGAAAAUCUGCAGCGAGUGGCAGAUACGAACCGAGUGGAGCGCCUGCUCUGUUCCCUGUGGCGUGGGCCAGAGGACCAGGGAGGUGCACUGUGUCAGCAACAUGGGAGACUUUGUGUCAAACGAGGAGUGCAACAUGAAGCUGCAACCCAGUGACAAUGAGAACUGUGACAUGGGGCCCUGUGCUAAAAGUUGGUUCUUCACUGAUUGGGGGAAUAAGUGUUCUGCUGAGUGUGGGAUGGGCAUCCGGACCCGUGGCGUUCUGUGCCUGACCAAUCACAUUAGCAGCUUGCCUCUGGAAGGGUGUGGCCAUGAGCGCCCCACUGACUCUCAGGUCUGUAAUCACGGCCCCUGUGAGAGUCGCAUCGAGUGGUUUACAGCCCCCUGGAGUCAGUGUUCAACGGAGUGUGGCUCGGGCAGCCAGCAGAGGGCAGUGGUGUGUCUGAUGAAGACUGACGAGGGGUUCAAUGUAAUGCCGCCCUACGAAUGUUCUUCUCUAGACAAGCCUCUUAAUCAGCAGAGCUGCCACCUCAAGCCCUGUGGGGCCAUGUGGUACCACACAGACUGGAGCGCUUGUUCUAAGACGUGUGAGGGGGGCUUCCGUGUGAGGGAGGUGCGCUGUCUGUCUGAUGACAUGCUUUCCAGUGAGGGCUGUGAAGAGGAGCUGAAACCAGUGGAGAGAGAGGAGUGCAACCCAGAGCCCUGCGUCCCACACAUAGACGAGAACUGUAGAGACAAGUAUUUCAACUGCAAUGUGGUGGUCCAGGCACGUCUCUGUGUGUACGACUACUACAAGACAACCUGCUGUGCCUCCUGCACACGAGUGGCCCACAGACAGUCACAACACAGGGCACUCAGCUAGCCCCCUCCCCAGGCCUCAGACCUCUAGGGGGCCUGACACAGCGCCCAGAGCAGGCCCUCAGUCCCUGGGCCAAACACACUGACCCACAGUGGAGAGGACAGCCUAGAACCUGACUCUGGGUGGACAUUGACUGGACACUAUAAUAUGAGUGCUAAAAAUACAGACUGAAAAACUGAAAGACCGCAAAGAAAGGAAGUGAAAGCCCAACUUGUUUUUGGCAUGUGAGGAGAUUGCCAAUGGGCAAUAUGGGAAACUGAAUGGUUCUUGUAUGAUGGUUGUGAAGGACACGUUUAACAGGGCUAUGAGUGGAGGAGCCCUGGUGAGGCGAGAUGAUAGACAGAACACCAAACCGAAGAAUAUGGAACCACUUUAUGGUCUGUAACCAGAAUCCCCUCCAGUAAAAGUUCCUGUCUGGGUUUUUGUUGUGUUUCGUGGGAAGCAGUUUGGCGCUGCCAUUCACCUGAAUGGGUUAAGGUCUUGAAAAAGGUCUUUGGCCGAAACGUUGAUAGAAUAAACAACGUGCAGAGGUAAUAUUAUGUGUGGGAGUUAUCUUUCUUACAACUAAGGACUGCUACCACAUCUGUGAUGAGACUCUUGACUACCAUGGCUCUCUUAGAUAACAUUAAAGGAGAGGAAGAUACAGUAUUAAAGCAGAGGGAAAUUCUGUUUGUUUUGCAUAAUGUAUAGACUGUACACAUUUUAAUAAGCUUCUUUAUGCUUUAAAAUCCACAAUAUUUAUGAUCUAUUUAACUACUUGUAGUAUGAAGUUGCCCAAGCUUGCUCUUAAAUCAUCCCCAAUUACGCAUCAUGAGGGCUCUAUUCAAUACUCUCCUACACAGCAGUUUAGUUGACCAAAGAUUUCACUAUUUCACAGGAGGACGUGUCAAACAGUAAUUGAUCAGUCCAGAUCUAUGGUUCUAUUUAAUCUGUACCGGUGAAGCAUUACAGAUGGUGCAAUAUAACUGUUAAGGUCAUUUCUGAUUGAGCCAACAUAUGCAGUGUUUACCGUGAUGCAGUCUCUGCUAAUACGGAACAUUGCCUUUAGAUUUCAAUCACGCUGUAACGCUGAACUUCUGCAAUACGGAUUGAAUAGAGCCCCAAGUGACAGCUCACCAGUUUUACACAGCAACCCUCUAACAAAUUAAGCUCUAAAAUGUUCAUGUGUCAUUGUAGUGAAUCAUAUAUUUUGCAUCACUGCUGUGUAUAUACAGAACCAGUCAAAAGUUUGGACACAUCUACUCAUUAAAGGAUUUUUCUUUAUUUUGAUUAUUUUCUACAUUAUAGAAUAAUAGUGAAGAUAU